CAAUAACAUGUUAUUCAGACUCAUAUCACAUAUGACGAGGAAAUAACACAAUGUCAGGACUCCAAAAACAGAAGCAGUACGACUGGAAGGAUUCAAACCUGGCGCUGUUUGGAUCUCAGCUGGACAAGGACACAAAAAAGUCGUCUGCUGAAACGGAACCCGCAUGGGAAAACGCGGGAACAAAACCAGGCCUUCAAAUAUGGCGCAUUGUGAACUUCAAAGUCGAGAAGUGGCCGGAGUCGGAGUACGGAAAGUUCUUUGACGGUGAUUCAUACAUUGUCCUCAACACCUACAAACUCGCCGAUUCUGAUGCCCUUCUGUAUGACGUACACUUCUGGAUCGGCAAAUAUAGCACCCAGGACGAAUACGGAACCGCAGCCUACAAGACGGUGGAGCUAGACACGUACCUUGACGACCGCCCCGUGCAGCAUCGCGAGGUCCAGGGUCACGAGAGCAGGCUCUUCCUGUCCUACUUUCGCACUAUUCAAAUCCUGCGUGGUGGGGCAGAGAGCGGUUUUCGGAAGGUUACGUCACGUCAGUAUGUGCCGCGUCUGCUGCAUUUCCAUGGCGACAGGAACCACGUAGAAAUUGCUGAGGUUCCUCGCUGUCGGGCACUGCUGGAUACCUCUGACGUAUACAUCCUAGACCUGGGAACCACACUGUACCAGUGGAAUGGUGGAACCAGCAAUAAGGACGAGAGAUACAGGGCGGCGAUGCACGUGAAUCAAAUUAAGCAUGAGAGAGGAAAAUGCACGUCGGAAACACUGGACGAAGAUCUGUCAAACUGUGGUGUCUUUUAUGGCAAACUCGACGAGGAGAUAGGAGAUGCGGACAUUAAGAAGAAUAAGAAAGACAUACAGAAUACAGAGCAGAAAACCAACAGACUCUUCAGACUGUCAGAUGCGGCUGGUAAGAUGGAGUUCAACCUUGAGAAGGAAAACGACGUCUCUCUGGAGGAUUUCGACUCAAACGACGUGUUUAUUCUGGACACCAGCGAGGACGUGUUUGUCUGGAUUGGGAACGCCUCCUCCGGAGACGAGAAGCGAAACGCCAUGGUCUACGCUCACAACUAUUUGACGAGCACGAGACACCCUCUUAUUCCGAUCACGUGCAUCAACGAGUACAGCGCAUGCGCGGAUUUCCUGGUGGCCCUUACGGCCUGAUGCAACCCUGUCGCUGCUAUUUUUCACUGAACUCGCAUUCCGUAGCACAUAAUUUCAUGCGAUUUAAAUGGUUCUAACUUCUUUCGUUCGUUUAUUGUGUGUAUCUCACUAAAAUCUUGCAGCCCUUUCUUUAAACUGUUUUUAGUAAUGCCCAGUUCGGGAAACGCUAACUGAUUAUUCACCUAUGUGCGUGGCCUGCCAGAAAUCACCACAUAUCGCAUACUUUGUGAGGUGCCCAAAAGUUAUUUUUUUAGCCGCGUUCUGAGAAAACUGGGCUUAAUGCAUGUGUGUAAAGUGUCGUCCCAGAUUAGACUGUGCGGACUUAAUCAGGAACGACACUUUCCGCUUUUAUGGUAUUUUUAGUUUUAAGGAAGUCAAUCCUUACCGAAAAUCAAGUUAAGGCGGAAAGUGUCGUCCCUGAUUAGCCUGUGCGGACUGCACAGACUAAUCUGGGACGACACUUUACGCACAUACAUUAAACCCAGUUUUCUCAGAACAAGUCUCAUGUAUUUACAUAUUUUCAAGUUUCGUUCUUUGAAUAUUUCUAGACUUUUUUAAGCUGUAUAUUUGUGGACUGUGUUGCAGCAAAGAUCUAUCUACCAAUAUUGAUAGAUCAUUGACUGCAAUUGAUAUAUACAAUUAAUUUGGUUGUGUUUUUAUUGUUGUUUAUGUUGCUUUUUUUCUUUUGAACUUUAUGGUGUUGGACUAUAACGCGUAUAUUUAAAUAAAUCAAAAGUUUAUA
This is a messenger RNA of Dreissena polymorpha, 1905 nucleotides long. Its product is annotated as gelsolin-like protein 2. The transcript is spliced from 13 exons. Lineage: Eukaryota; Metazoa; Mollusca; Bivalvia; Myida; Dreissenidae. Gene Ontology annotation, molecular function: actin filament binding. Bases 51 to 1163 code for a protein of 370 amino acids. The record is from RefSeq and is a predicted model, not a curated record.